Molecule: messenger RNA, 11246 nt
Organism: Dreissena polymorpha
Lineage: Eukaryota; Metazoa; Mollusca; Bivalvia; Myida; Dreissenidae
Product: transient receptor potential cation channel subfamily M member 2-like
Exons: 38
Coding region: 219-5744 (1841 amino acids)
Biological process (GO): monoatomic cation transmembrane transport
Molecular function (GO): monoatomic cation channel activity
Source: RefSeq, a predicted model, not a curated record
UCAUGUCAAGGGAAGUAACACUGUGUUUUCAUCUUUCAAGAGGCUGAUGAUAUCAAAGUGUUCUUCCUUAAGAGUCUGCCAAAAUCUUUGUUGCGUACAAUAUUAAUGAAUUACUGAAAUUGUUAAAAAAAUAUUUUCAAGUGUCUUCUUUAUAAUAAACAUAUAUUGAUAUCUGCUUUUGGCACCUUGGACAAAUUGCCAAACUUUAGCCAGCAGCAAUGUCUGAGGAAAAGCAGGAGGAUAUAGCCUUGAUUGGGGCCAGAUCUGAAUCUGUGACGGAGGAGUCAGAGAGAGAAAGCCUACAUAUGGCCACUAUACCAGAGAAGGAGUCUCCUGAAAAAGAUGCAAGUCUAGCAGGUUCUGUUUGUCAAGAAUAUGCAACCUCUGUGGCAGGUGCCAAAAAUUCCCCUUCACUCUCAAUGACAGCACAGGGACGCAGGCGAUUCAUUCGCCUGGAUACCACAAUAGAUAGGAAUUCACCUAAGAAUUCACCCACCUCCUCGAUGAGUCAGUCUGUAUGUGGAGGACUUUUCAAUGUUAACCCCAAAGAUGAUGGCUUUCACCAGAUAGGACGCACUGUUAUAAAUCCCCUUGGGUUCCACUCUUCUCAGCCAAUAAAUAGCUCCAAAUCGAUAAAGACUGGAAGAUUUUCUGUGAGCCCUGCACAAAGUAUUCAAAUGCCAUUGUCCAAACGCACGCCAAAAAAUAGUGAGAGUAGUGCCGCCCCGUCAACAGCAGUGCCAGAGGGACGAGAGGAGUGGGAACCAUCCAUGCAGUUUGCCAUGUCAGAUAUCUCACUGGUGCCGAACCAGGAGCAGGUGUUAGAGAGACAGGACGAGACCUUUGUCAAGUUUGAACUGGAGCAGCAGCCUCUCAUUGACAACUUCAUGGAAGUCAUACCGCUGAAUCCAGCUGAUGAGAAUGAACAACAGGGCUUUGAUUUGGAUCAAUUUAUAAGGGAGGUAGAUGAAAACCAGACAACCGUGCAUUCUCACUUCUCUGUGAACACGCAGGAUAGCGCAAUCUAUGAGCACGCACCCUUGCAGUGUGGCAAUAUACGCUUUGACAAGGAGUCCAAUGAGCUGCCUUAUGAACCUAAGAAGCACUACAUGUGUGUUGGUAGCGACACAAACAUGCAGGACGUGACCGACUUCAUGUCCAAGUACUGGGGUAUGAGAAACCCGAACAUUGUCCUGUCUGUGAUCUCAGCUGAGGAGCAGUACAAACCAUGGAGGAGUCAGAGGCUCAAUGAUGACUUCCAGAAAGGCAUCAUCAAGGCUGCAAACACAACAGACAUUUGGAUCAUCACAACUGGCAUUGAUGCGGGGAUACCCAAGAUGAUAGGAGACGCAAUAAAGGAGUACAACAUAAAGCUACAGAACUCUCGUCUAAUAUACAACCAGCUGUUGACUAGCUCGGAGUUGCGCCAGCGCAGACCAAAGGUCAUAGGGAUAGUGCCCAAGGAUAUCGUGCAGUACGGAGUCUACCUGGAUGGAACGGAAGGUGUUCAGAUUCGCAAUGUCGGUCAGAAGCCCAGCACCAAUAUAUAUGAGCUAAAUCCUGACCACACGUACUUCAUCAUCGCAGACGAGGAGACUCAGGAUGCCAGACUCGCUAGCCUGCGCUGUGCCAUUGAGAAUCAGUUCAGAAACAAGUCUGCGCGCAGGAGACCCACCGUUCAGAGGCUCAUGAGCUUAGGUUCAGAUUCCGAGCAGGCACGCUCCCAGGAGCAGACUGGGCUGCCUGAAAACCAGGAGAACUUCAUUCCCGUGGUGGGUCUGCUGGUGCAGGGGGCGCCUAGCAACGUGGAUCAUAUCCUGUACUACCUGCAGAACAAGAUGCCCAUCGUUGUGCUUAAGGGAAGUGGUGGGAUAGCCGACAUCAUUGGGUAUGCAUACGAGGAACUGCAGGAGAAGGCAGAGUCAGAUCCUGACUAUGAAGAAAACUUCCUGAAGCCAGAACUCAUCAAGAUGAUAACACGGGCAUUUGGAUCCAACUUUUAUGACAACGAUCUUUCCAAGUUUACGCUCCGAGACAAAAUUAUCCAGUGUGUGAAAUCAGCAAAUGAGGGAGAAGGGGACAGCACAUACAUCACUGUGGUGAACAUUAAGGGCUGGGGCUCCAGCAUGAAGGAUCUUGACAAGUACAUACUCAGGGCCCUCUUCAGAUCUGAAAAGAAGGUAGGGGUGGCUUCCCGUGACCGGCUCCAGAACAAUCUGCAGCUCACAAUUGACUGGAACCGGCCUGACCUGGCCUUGGAGAUCUUCCAGCAAGACUUCAUCAAAGUCAGGAUUGAUAAGAAGAUGUUUGAGAAGGCAUUGGUACAGAAGGACCGGGAGGAGUUUAUAGACUUGUUCCUGACCCAGGGGGUGAGGGUUCACAAGUUCCUCAACCACAAGAAGUACAAGCUGCUCUUUGAGAAGGCCGAGGACAGGGAGUUCUUCCUCAAUGUCUGCAUCGGCGCAGUGCUGGGCAUCAACAUCAUGCCAGAUCAGCCUAUGGGGGACUUGUUUUUGAAAGACAAUUUGAACCGGCUGAUAUACAAGCUGUCCUGGGUCCGUAACUUUGUUGACCCAUAUGAGUUGUCUAUGAAUGCAAAAGAGAUGAGCAGCUCAGACGGUGCAGUCGCUGAAAGAAAGGCUAUCAACUGCCUGGUGCUGUGGGCAGUGCUGAUGGGUCGGCACAAGUUGGCACAAACCCUGUGGAACCGCUGUGAUGAGCCCAUAGGCGUGGCACUCAUCUGCAGCCGUAUCUAUAAGGAGCUCUCCAAGUACAACAUGGAACAGUACCAGAAGACAGAGCUCGAGGAUAAGGCCAAGGAGUUUGGGGAGAUGGCUCUGGGUGCACUGGCCAUCUGUUGGCGUGACAACAGCUCCCAGGCAUACCACAUGCUGGGCAGGCGUCUACCAGACUUCAACAACAAGACAGUUAUAGAGAUAGCCCAUGACGCAGGCUACAUCCACUUCCUGGCACACCCCUGCUGUCAGAAGUGGCUCACCAAGAAGUUCCUGGGAAAUCUGCAGAUUAAGGAACUGGAUUGGGGCUUUGGAAGACUGCCAUACUGGUUCAAGAUUCUCACAAGUGUCUUCUUGAUAUUCCCGAUGUUCAUAUGGAUAACUUUUAUUCCACCAAGUCGAAAAAAAGUUCCUGGUCUUGAGGCAGCUGAAACCAAUAGUUUGCAGGAAGAUGAAGAAGAUGAUGACGAAGAUGAGGAAAUAUUAACCCUUACAAAAUCUACAUUUGACAAACUAAAUAAAAAGGAUAAAGCUCCGUUUGGAAACAAGCUGCGCUCUGUCCUUUCACUGAGCAAGAAGAGCAGUUAUCUCCCUUUUUAUGUGAAGUAUUACCUGCUGUGGACCGCACCCAUCACCAAGUUCUGGACCACACAGGUGUUUUACUUUGCAUUCCUGGGCGUGUUCUCUCUGGCGACCAUCUGGCCAACAUGUGGCAACCAGUACCUGGACAUGGUUGUCUGGCUUUGGGCAAUGACUAUAGAGCUGGAGCUGGUCUGGAGGGUCUACAGGAAGUACCAUCGGUACAAGUCGUUGUCGCUGGUGGGUAACUGUGUAGACAUCCUGCUGAUCAUGGCCUUCCUCAUCAUCCUCCUUCUAACCAGGAUCAUGCACGUCUGGGUCAGACUAUCUGACUACAUGCAGGCAAGGACGUUCAUGUGCUAUGGGCUGGUCUACUUCUUCUAUCGUCUGCUGGGUGUGUACCUGCCCAUCAGUCCAACACUGGGCCCUAUGCUUCUGAGAAUGAGUCGAAUGGUGAAAAAUGACUUUGUAGCGUUUGUACGUAUGUUCAUGAUCUUCAUGAUCGUGGGAGGUGUGACGAUCCAGGCUGUGCUUUACCCCCACUGGCCACUGGGAGUGGAGCUGGUGAAAAGGGUCAUCACAAGACCCAUCUAUGCCAUGUUCUUUACACAGGUCGCUGAUCUUGAUGGUGCUGAGUGCUCUAAAGGGUACGCCAACUCUACUGACAUGUGCUACACAGGAGCUGGCAUGUAUUCUGCAGAUGCCAACACAAAUUUGGUUCAGGACCUGGAAAAGUGCCCCAGGGCCAGUCUCUCUGGUUACGUGAUCACCCUGCAGUACCUGAUGAUCUGCAAACUGGUCCUUGUCACACUGCUCUUUGCCAUGUUCUCACUGACAAUAGCCAAGGUGGACAAGGUGGCCAGUGACAUCUGGAAGUUCCAGCGGUACGCACUCAUUGCAGACUUCAUAGAACGCUUUAGUCUGCCUCCACCUUUCACCUUCCUCAGCAUGCUGUUCCUGAUUGCCAAGAAAUUUGUCAGAUACUGCAGGAAAAAAUGUCGCCACUGCUGCGUGGAAAAGCCCAAGUUGUUGUCAAUGAAAAGUCGCAGUGGUGGCAUGCAAGUAGAUGAUACGUUGUUCUGGAAGAAGGUUGCCAGGGAGUAUAUGGCUACAGAGGAAGCAAAACUGGAAAAAGAUUCCAUCAGCACAAAACAGGGAGAUAUCCUGAUUGGCCUGCAAGAGGAUCUGAAGUCCUACAGGAAGAGCAUGAAGCGGCUCAAUGACCGCAUCAUGGAGCUGGAGAGGAUGGUCUCCACCAGCCAUGUCUGCCUGGAGGACAUAGCUCACAAGCUGGAGAAGUCAGAAGUGCAGGGCAUCACAUACGUGAAGGACAGGUUCAUCCAUGUGGUGGCGCGUCAGUCACCUUACCCUUCCACUUGUAUUGCUCGCUUCCCAGUCUUCGAUAAAUAUUUACACUGGGAGACUGCAUACAGUGUCUACGACCCAAAGACCUACACUUUGGAGAAAUCCAAGUUUCCAGAUCAUGAAAGAGAUUUUGUGGAUGAAGAUAUGAUAGAGAUCAAUAAGAAGGUAGAAGGCGGGUUAGAGGAUGGAGCUCAGAUGACCCCUGUUGCUGACUUUGGUCCCAAAUGGAACACAGUGGUGACGUAUAUGGAGAAGGGUCAACGGAGGGAGAUAGACCGCAGGUCCUGGAUCACCAUGGACAACCAGCCCUUGAGAUAUGUGCUUGACAGUCUCAGUCUGCCCCAGAACCCGAUGGGUCGUACAGGGCUGCGAGGCAAGGGGAUCCUGUGGCGCUGGGGUCCAAACCACAUGAUCAAGGCAGUGGUGACACGCUGGCGCAGGAAGUGUGGCCCGAACCCUGGCACAGAGUUCCUGUAUGUGGAGGGCAAGCGUGUACUGGAGUUCAUCACUGUGCACAAAGACAGCUUCAAUGACACCAGCUUCACACUGCCAGGGGAAAUCUUACACGGACUGAGUAAUCCAUACAGAAUCCUGUGCCACGCUUUCAUGACCCAGGUGUUCAAUGUGGAGGAGAGUGUAUCACGAUAUGACAAAUUUGAUCAGAGAGAUAUGAUCCAGUUCUUCUCCCAGUUUGCGUGUGCCCUGGCUGAUGGCUCUACUGGCCCUUUACCUCCCCAGGACAUGCCGGUGCUUGCCCAGGUGCCCACGCCUUCCCACAUGGCCGACCACAACUCACAUACCAACCUGGGGAGCGAGGUUGAUUCUAAGGGAUUCUGUGCCUCCAUGCUGUACAAGGGUUACUUAGAUGACCCCAGGAACACAGACAAUGCUUGGGUAGAAGCGGAGGUGUGGAACUUUCACUAUAAUGUGGGGGACACAGUUGAUCUCACAGUUUCACAGGAUCUCAGUGUGAACUGGAAUGAGGUGUCUCCCUAUGUGAAGAUGUUUGGAAACGAGGGUGUCAUUAUCCAGGAGGCAGCACGUAUACACGACGCCUACCACUGAUGGGGUGUGUCAUCUUAUAGAAGUCUGUAUGUAUACAAGACGCAUACGGGUACCAUUGAUGGAUAUUUUAUGAAUACACUUUGCCUACCAAUGCUGUAGUGUGUGUUGGUGAAGCAGGCUGUAUAGAUACAUGACGCCUUAAGAAAAAUACCUUUGGGCUGCUGGACAGACCUUUUGAAUGAUGUUGGAGUGAUUGUCUCCAGUUUUUAUAUUUUUCAAACAAAUACUGAUUUUUGCAAUAGUUGCCUUGGUUUGUGGUACAUGAAGGACACUAAAGAAGUGACAUUCUUUAGAAGGAUUAUGGACUUGUCACUCUAACACACCUACGUGAAGCUGUAUUUUAUGUCUACAAAAAAGUGAAAGGCUGACACAGAGUGCAGAAUCAACAGGGUUUAAAGGGAUUUACACACGGGCUGGACAGAAUGUGAACACACAGUUAAGAACUUUAUUUUUGGGAAUAUCUCAAGUUAUUGGAAUACAUCUGACAAAAUCUACAGCGCAUAAAAGACAGUUUUUCUUGCAGAGUAAAUCCUUUAAUACAUCUGAAAUCGGUGACAUGAUUUCACGUUGCUAAAUGAUAAACGUGUACAAGGAAUGCAGUAAAAAUGAAAUUUCUGAACAAUAACACAUUUUUAUUAAAUAAAAUAAUUCUAAUGUAUUUCACAUUGCCAUAAGCAGCAUAAAAAUCUGUCUUUUAUGCACUGGUUUAAAUUCUUAAGAAAACUUUUUUUUUAAAGUUAUUUGAAAUAAAGCACCAAUUACCUUUGUGUUUAAAUCCAAUAAAGUUAAAAGGUGGAACCAUAAAAUUCAUGUGAUCCUACACCCUGGACAUAAGUAUGGUGUUUCUGCGUUGCCAUUACUUACUUUAAUUGAAUUUUCAAGAAAGCACAUAAACUAAGCAUUGUAGGUACACAUUCUGUUGAAUAUUUAAUUAUCCUUUGAUUUCUGUGAAUAAAACCAAAUCUACAAAUAAGGAGGAAAUAAAUUAACUAUGUUAAGUUAGGCAUAUUUAGUCCUGUAAAAUAAUGCAUUUGCGAGUGAUAGUCCAAAAAGUGCCUGUUAAGUCUUAUCUUUUUGUUGUUGAUUUUUUUAUACAUUCCCCAUUGCUUCAUCAUUCGAUAUAUUCAGGGGUAAUUUGCCUCUGCAUAUUGUUGUAUGUUGUUGAAAUUAAAAUUUGUUACAUGAACUAUACUUUUCAUGCUAUUAAGAAAGUUGUUAUGUUAAAAAAAUGGACUUUUUUUAUACUAAGGAACAUUUUUGAAGUUAUUGUGUUCAAAUUUAAUUUGUUUUAAAGACAUUAACUUCUUUUUAAGAAAGAAAGUCUUGCUUGUAUAUUUGCUAGAUCUCAAAAUGCUAUUUUGUACUAACUACAUGAAAUUUGUUAUUGAAAUUUUAUUCUGCUGGUUCAUUGUUCAUAAAUUGUUUAUUUGUUUAUAUUUAAUGCAUGCAUAAUAAUCAUGGUCUUAAUAUUUUGCGAUCCCUUUGCUUAAUUCAGAUCAUAAUGAUUGUAAUAAGUUGUCAUGUAUAUGUCGAAAUUACUGUUACCUUAAUUGUGUCUUUGACCACUUUUGUAAUAACCUCAGAUAUAUUUUCUUAUAUUUUGACUAAAACCUCAAGUGAUUUUUAAACCUAAUCAAUUGUAACUUGUUCAAUGACAGAUGUUCAGGUAGUUUGUUCAUGAUGUGCAGUUUUGUGUAAUGCGUCAAUCUUUGUUGUAUGUAAAGAUGAUUAAAAUGUGAUACAAACACACCAACGAUUUUAGUAAUUAGGCUAUGGCAAAAUACAAAGCUGUAUAAGUAAAUUUAUGUUUUUAUUUGAUGUUUUAUGUUUAGUUUAGUUUUUAGUUUUCAUCACAUAUCUUUUAUUAUUUUUCUUCGUUUUUAAAUAAAUCUUGUAAUGUUUAUCCAUUAAUUGAGUAAACCAUUGAACUGUUUAGAAUAAGAGGGUAGUUUUGUUUAAAGCAGAUUUUUAAUGAAAACAUUUUAAGCAAUUUUUAAUAGCUAUUAUAUAUGUUUUAUUCCUCUGAACACCUAAUGCUGGUUGUAGAAGAGACACUAUGUGGGGUACACGUAGAUCUGACUCGAACAAAUCUCAAUCUUUGCAGCAUUAAUUUAUGGGAAUUGUUUUUGUUUAUUUUAUUAUGCCCCCCUUCGAAGAAGAGGGGGUAUAUUGCUUUGCACAUGUCGUUCGGUCGGUCGGUCGGUCCGUCCACCAGGUGGUUUCCGGAUGAUAACUCAAGAAUGCUUAGGCCUAGGAUCAUGAAACUUCAUAGGUACAUUGAUCAUGACUUGCAGAUGAUCCCUAUUGAUUUUGAGGUCACUAGGUCAAAGGUCAAGGUCACUGUGAUCCGAAAUAGUAAAAUGGUUUCCGGAUGAUAAUUCAAGAACGCUUAUGCCUAGGAUCAUGAAACUUGAUAGGUAGAUUGAUCAUGACUCGCAGAUGACCCCUAUUGAUUUUCAGGUCAAAGGUCAAGGUCACGGUGACCAGAAAUAGUAAAAUGGUUUCUGGAUGAUAACUCAAGAAUGCUUUUGCCUAGGAUCAUGAAACUUCAUAGGUACAUUGAUCAUGACUCGCAGAUGACCCCUAUUGAUUUUGAGGUCACUCGGUCAAAGGUCAAGGUCACGGUGACCCGAAAUAGUAAAAUGGUUUCUGGAUGAUAACUCAAGAACGCUUAUGCCUAGGAUCAUGAAACUUGAUAGGUAGAUUGACCAUGACUCGCAGAUGACUCCUAUUGAUUUUCAGGUCACUAGGUCAAAGGUCAAGGUCACGGUGACCCGAAAUAGUAAAAUGGUUUCCGGAUGAUAACUCAAGAACCCUUAUGCCUAGGAUCAUGAAACUUGAUCGGUACAUUGAUCAUGACUGGCAGAUGACCCCUAUUGAUUUUCAGGUCAAAGGUCAAGGUCACGGUGACCAGAAAUAGUAAAAUGGUUUCUGGAUGAUAACUCAAGAAUGCUUAUGCCUAGGAUCAUGAAACUUGAUAGGUAGAUUGAUCAUGACUCGCAGAUGACCCCUAUUGAUUUUUAGGUCACUCGGUCAAAGGUCAAGGUCACGGUGACCCGAAAUAGUAAAAUGGUUUCUGGAUGAUAACUCAAGAACGCUUAUGCCUAAGAUCAUGAAACUUGAUAGGUACAUUGAUCAUGACUGGCAGAUGACCCCUAUUGAUUUUGAGGUCACAUGGUCAAAUGUUAAGGUCACAGUGAUCCGAAAUAGUAAAAUGGUUUCCCGAUGAUAACUCAAGAAAGCUUAUUGCUAGGAUCAUGAAACUUCAUAGGUACAUUGAUCAUGACUCGCAGAUGACCCCUAUUGAUUUUCAGGUCACUAGGUCAAAGGUCAAGGUCACAGUGACAAAAAACAUAUUUACAAAAUGGCUGUCACUACAACUGAGAGCCCAUAUGGGGGGCAUGCAUGUUUUACAAACAGCCCUUGUUGAUUAAGGGUUUCAAUUGCUGCUAACUUGACUUGCUAAUUGUCAAGAAUCAAUUUGUCAAUUUGCAUAAUGUAUUUGUUGUCACACUAAUGCCAUAUAGGCCAUUUGGGUUAUACACAACUAAAGUAUAUAGUGAUUCAGAACUUUCUAUUUCAUUAUAUAAUUAUUGUACAAUGUUUGAGUUUCUAUUUACUUGUAGAUUGUAUUGUUUAUUGAACUUAAACCAUUAAAUUAAAUUAAGAUUUGGACUAUGAAACUUUCAGAAAAAAAUCAUUGCAUGUAUAUUUCCUUAUAUUAUACCAAAGUUCAUGUAUUACUGUUUUACUGUAGUACCCUUAAAUUGUACCUAAAGAUAGAAAUUCCAUAACAAAUGCUAUUAAAAACUGCAUUAUUCUUGAAAAGGACCUCAAUCAUUAUAGAGCUGAUGAGGGAGGUUAAAGAAUAAACAUUCAUUCAGCAAUAUAUUUGUAACAGGAUAUCAAUAUCUUUGUAAAGCAAUAGCAAUAUCUUUGUAACACAAUAUCAAUAUCUUUGUAACUCAAUAGCAAUAUCUUUGUAACACAAUAUCAAUAAUUUUGCAAACAAUAGCAAUAUUCUUGUUUGCAAUAUCUGUGUAACAAUGAAUACAUAUUAUUGUAAUUCUAGUCCUUAAAGCAUGAUGCCAUUUAUGUUAGGUAUGAUAAUCAGUUCAUGUCCACUGGCUAUUUUCCAAAAAAGAUGUUUAUGAAUAAACUAUUGUAUCCAGCAUAUGUGGCGUAUUUUAUUGAGUACCGACUCUCAACUUUGGUUAACACUCUAGUUAUUAUUAUCAAAUCAAAAUAUUGAAAAUAAUGUGAACGAAUAUGACAAUGUUUAUAUCUUAAUAAAUUAAAGCAGUUUUGAAGUACGUGGAUUUAUUGACAACAUUGGUAUCUCGCCUGUGUAUGGAGUGCUCGUUGAGCUUUUUGUCCAGGGGACUUUUCAAAUGUCUUGUGUAUGGCCUCACCGAUUGAUAACAAAUAUGCCAUUGAAUACAAACUUUACUUUUCAUUUUAUUUUGACUAAGUAUUACAGUGUGUUCAUAUUUUGUUGCGAUAUCGGGUGGUUUGUGAAGUCAUUUUGGGAUAAAACGUGAAAAGACAAUGCGGCGACUGGUCCUGCUGUUUCUGAUGCCGCUGUUAUCGCUGGUGGCAGGCGACGUGGGCUUCACGACGGAAGACGAGUGGGCAUAUCAGUGGUACGAGAACGAGCCCUUCACAAUCCGGUGCGCAGCGUCCAUGCCACUCUUCGACAACCUCACGGUGACCUGGGCCGCGCCUGGGGAAGAGGGGCUCCUCACUACAGCCUCCGUCAGCCAGUACUACGAGGUGAGAAGCAGCAGCAACGUGAGUGGCUCUGAGAUCUAUGUGAAGAGUGUCACACCGUCGGUGCAUGGCAUUUACGUCUGUCAUGUACAUACAGAAGACGGCGAGUUCUACAACAAGUCGAUAUUCGCGCUGAACUACCGAGACGUUAAGUACCACUCGAUGGGAACCAAGUAUCGUCGUAACGUGAUAGUGGCGGUGAUCAGUUCUGUCGUGUUUCUGGUUCCCUUGUUCACCUUGUGCCUGCUCCACGAAUACAGUUGGGAGAAGCGGCACCCCGAGUACAAGGCUAUGUCGCGCGGCAAGUCACAGGAAAUGAAGCUGGCGUAUGAAGGCAAACAUGACUAUAUUAACAACGCGUUCCAAACACAGCUGUGAUUGCGUGAUAUAAUACUACAGUUUAGCGUUUUGAUGCAAUAUACUCAAUCUCUUAUAUAAAACCCGAGUCAAUCAAUAUUCGCCGGGAAGUUGGUUGACACCGUACACGAAUGCAGUGUCUCUAUAAUAAACUUUGUUUUCAAAAACAUCUGGACCAACGCGCACCUGUACACAUACUAUUUGUGCCAUACAUACAUUAUAGUCACUUCAUUGACGUUUAUCCUUGUAAACACUGGAUAUUGUGACGUAAUGCUCGGCGUAGUUUUUUAUAUUAUUUUUUUUUCUACAACGUAACUGUGUGAAAUCGCCAUCUUGUUAGGUUGCGUUCGUUACAAGUAUUAAACUUUGACUUUG